Nicotiana tabacum (common tobacco) is the source of this 752-nucleotide messenger RNA. NCBI's taxonomy places the organism in Eukaryota, Viridiplantae, Streptophyta, Magnoliopsida, Solanales, Solanaceae. The record is from RefSeq and is a predicted model, not a curated record.
CAAUCUAUGACAGUUUACAUCAUACCAAACAAAUUUAUAUGACUCAGUUUUCGUGUAUUUUCAGGCUUGACAUCUACAUCCAUGAUUACUUAGUUAAGAAAGGCAUGAAUACAACAGCUGAGGCAUUGGCCAGGGAAGCUAAUGUUAAUCCGAGACAAGCUGCUGUCAAUUCUCCUGUGGGAUUUCUAGCUGAGUGGUGGGAUGUAUUCUAUGAUAUAUUCAACUCUAAUCAGGCCGAGCACGCCCAAGAACCCAAUGCUGAGGUUCCACGGACUAUGGACAAUGUGGUACCUUAUACCCCUUCUGGCUUUAAUCCUGACUCUAAGAUAAAAAUGCAAGAGCAAGGCAACAACUUUAUGUUGCCUGACAAAGAAGUGACGUCCAAGUUACGAAUUCUUGAGGUGGACGAAGCGAGUCACAGGGUGCCAUCUGCAACCGCUUCUAGCCCCCCGGUGCAGCAAAUGCCAAAUAUGCCUCAACAGUGGGAGGUCAGAGAUGAGACAAGUGGUAUUUACUUUGGAAGAACCAAGCAGAUGGAUCCAAAUCCCUGUGGCCCUACAACAGCUUUGCUUCCUACAACUGAAUCUUCUGAUGCUGGCUCUUCCACCGGCUCCUGCUCCUAGAUGCAGCAAGCUUCCUUAUCAAAUCUCGCGAUUUUCUGAUCUUCCUCUUGGCAUGGCAUGAAGAAGGUGAUCACUUGAGAAAGCUUAUAAUUCAUUAGCUAUUAUAGAGUACAUGUAGGUUUUAUCCAU